Molecule: messenger RNA, 1170 nt
Organism: Aspergillus tanneri
Lineage: Eukaryota; Fungi; Ascomycota; Eurotiomycetes; Eurotiales; Aspergillaceae
Product: fungal specific transcription factor domain-containing protein
Exons: 1
Coding region: 1-1170 (389 amino acids)
Biological process (GO): positive regulation of transcription by RNA polymerase II
Cellular component (GO): nucleus
Molecular function (GO): DNA-binding transcription factor activity; transcription cis-regulatory region binding
Source: RefSeq, a predicted model, not a curated record
AUGAUCACUCGCACCCUCCCCUUCUUGAUCGACGGAAUCGAAAGCGAUAUCGACCGACGGUUUCUGGAUCAUUUUGUAUACGGCUUUAGUCGCGUGUUGACGCUCAUCAACGACGACUCCAACCCUUUCAAAGAGAUCCUCCUUCCCAUGGCGACGCAACAUCGUGGUUUAAUGCAUUCGCUCAUGUGCCUGUCGGGGUCCCAUUUGUCCGGCAUGAACCCGGAGCCCAAGGUCAUCGAGCGCAAAUAUCACCACUUCCACCGGGCGAUCCGAGACCUGAAGAAUAACAUCAAGGCCUCGUCACAGGGUUCAGAGGAGCCGGAGCUACUGGUGGAGGACCCCAUUAUCGCGUCGACGAUUGCGCUGAGCCUCAACACGAUCUGCGAGGGGGAGACGAACGGCGAGUACCGGCCUCACAUGGAUGCCGCACGGUAUCUACUGGUGACACAGAAGCCGCGGAACGAGAAAUUCCGGCAGUUCAUUGUGGAGUUCUUCCAGUACCACGAUGUGUCCAACUCGAUCACAUCACUGGACCGACGGCCAGCGCAUCUCAACGGUGAGCUGCGGUUGCCGGAUUUUGUGCCGCACGCGCAGGCGGGGAUGUUCCUGGGAGUGUUUGACGGACUGUUCAACUACAUCUCGGAGGUGACGCGGCUGCGAGACAGGAUCCGAAAGCGACACAACGAAGGGCACGAGCCGGCAGUGGACUACCAGAUCCUGAGCGAGGCGGUGUCGAUCGACUCGGCGAUCCGGGCGUGGGAGACGUCGCACGCGGCCAACACGCCGAACUGGGCGCUGGCACAGCUGUACCGGCAGUCGACGUGGGUGUAUCUGUACAGGACAAUCCGGCCGUCGCGGCCGAGCGAGAAGAUCGCGCAGGUGGUGGAUGACGGGCUGGCGUAUCUGGACCAGCUGCCGCAAGAUGCGGGGGCAUACAGCAUCGUGCUGAUGCCGCUAUUCCUGCUGGGAUGUUCAGCGUUUGAGACGCGACAGCGGGAGCGCAUCCAGGGUGGGUUUGAGUCGUUGAAAGCGUACUCGAAUCUGCGGAAUAUCGAACCGGCGCUUACGGUGGUGGAGAAGGUGUGGGAGGUGAUGGAUCAGAAGAUGGAGGAGAGUUGGGAUUGGGAGAAGAUUAUCCAGUCGAUGAACAUGGACUUUUUGAUUACAUAG